Molecule: messenger RNA, 810 nt
Organism: Recurvomyces mirabilis
Lineage: Eukaryota; Fungi; Ascomycota; Dothideomycetes; Mycosphaerellales; Teratosphaeriaceae
Exons: 1
Coding region: 1-810 (269 amino acids)
Cellular component (GO): cytoplasm
Source: RefSeq, a predicted model, not a curated record
AUGUCGUCGAAUCGUAAGCUCUUACUCUGGGACCAUCCAACGUCUUCAUAUGCUCAGAAAGUGCGCAUUGCCUUGCGCGAGAAGAAAAUACCAUACGAGAGCAGAAGACCAGAAGGACUAGGAUCCGGCAAUACCAUCCCGGAACUGGAAGUGUCGAAUCCACGUCUAGAAGUACCUGCGCUGGAAGAUGGCGACUUUAAAAUAUUCGACUCCUCAGUCAUACUUGGGUACCUCGAGGAUGCUUUUCCCGAAUACCCUUUGCUGCCAUCUGGACCCAAGGAGAGAGCUACCGCGCGAAUGAUCGAGGAGGUAUGCGACACUGUCUACGAAGCUACCAACUGGGUGUACUCCGAGAUACGAUGGUCUGGACGAGCAGAGGGUCAGUUGGCCGAUACGUUGAUUGCAGAAGUGGCUCAUCAGACUUCUAUCAUACAGACCUGGCUGGCCUCGAGACUGGAUAACAAACCUUACUUCAACGGAGACACGUUUGGUUACGCAGACAUCUGUGUGGCUCCAUUACUAAAUCGUAGUGUCUACUACGGCUUUGGUCCAGACGAGGGUAGUGCACUCCAGCUAUGGCAUGCGCGGAUCAAGAAGCUGCCAAGUGUGCAGACGACAUUCGCAGAGAUGGAGGAAGGAGCGAAGAUCAUGUCGACGACGAUGAAGAAAGCGUUUGUUGAGGGACCUUUCAAGCGAGAGUACCGCGAUCAUAGAUUGGAGGCUAUGGUGAAGUUUGGUGGGUUGGAGGUUGUGCUGGAGGGUAUCAAGCGGAAUAAUAUUCGCUUUGGUUGGCCAGCUGCUUCGGUGUGA